AUGGAUGCUGCUUUAACAUUUCAGGUUCAGAAUUCAGAUUUGUGUUGGUGUUGUUUACCCAUUGUUCAGAAUUCAGGUAUUGGGUUUACGGAUGGAAGGGAUAUAUGGUACAUUCAUAGUUUCAUACAGAUGAUACUUAGUAUACUUGUUGUAUUGGGCUCAAGGUUUUCUUUGCAGUAUACGUAUUUCAGGAGUUCAAAGUUCAGGAAUUCUUUCUGUUCACUAAUAUAUACUUUUUUAUAUAUGCACAAGUUUCUGAAAUCUGCGCUCGCUUGUUUGGUACUAGGCGCUUGGCCGCAAGAAUGGCAAGUUACAACGUUUCAAGUUCAUUCUGUCGCCUUGUUGCGUUUCCUCUGCUUAGCAUGUCUACGGAUGAAAGGCGAAUCGCCAUUGUUGUAG
Messenger RNA from Triticum turgidum subsp. durum (durum wheat), 399 nucleotides. Lineage: Eukaryota; Viridiplantae; Streptophyta; Magnoliopsida; Poales; Poaceae. The record is from the annotation of a GenBank genome assembly.